CGUCGGGCUGUUGGGAUUUUACCUGAAGAAACGGAAUUUUCAUCAGAUUAUUUAUGUCUAACCAGGAGGCAUGGAGCGCCCAGCAUGUAUUUUGGAGGAGUUGAAGCAGUUUGUCGUAAGCGAAGCUCCGCCCACAGCGUAUUGUGUUCCAGAUUUCAUAUCUGAGGACGAGGAGUCGUACCUCCUCCAGCAGGUCUACAGGUCUCCAAAGACUAAGUGGACUCAGUUGUCGGGCCGGAGGCUCCAGAACUGGGGAGGGUUACCACACCCCAAAGGCAUGCUGGGAGAGCGGCUUCCCGAUUGGCUCCAGACGUACUGUGAGAAGAUUUCGUCUCUGGGCGCGUUCAGUGGGAAAACGGCCAAUCACGUGCUGGUGAAUGAGUAUAAACCAGGAGAGGGGAUCAUGCCCCACGAGGAUGGGCCGCUGUACCACCCCACCGUCACCACCAUCAGCCUGGGCUCUCACACCCUGCUGGACUUCUAUACACCGCUCAGCAGCACUGAGGGUGCCGCACCGCAGACAGCGGAGAGCCGCUUCCUGUUCUCGCUUCUGGUAAGGCCACGAAGCCUUCUCAUCCUGCAGGAUGAAAUGUACCAGCGCCUCCUUCACGGUAUCCAGGGGCGCGAGCAGGACACGCUGACCGAGAAGGUGGUGAACCUGUCUGCCGCCGGGGCACAACCGGGUGAGGAGCUGAACCGAGGCACCAGGGUGUCUCUGACCAUACGGCACGUGCCCAAGGUCAUCAAGACGAAGCUGGUGCUGGGAAAGCGAUGAAGAGCGAUAGAGCUGACACUACAGCACAGUGAUGGAGUUUUAGUUCAGAUGGAUUCACCGAGUGAAUAUUAAAAGGAUUUUAGCAUCUGUGUGUAAAACGACCAGAACUGAUCACCACUGAGUCUUUAAGUUUUAUGUUUUAUAAUCAAGUAAUCUGAUGCACUUUCACACCUGGAAUAAUUUAUUUGGAGUUCAUCAGAUGUUUGUUUAUGUGACAGAUGAAAAUAAAUACGACCAUAAGCGGUGUGUGCGCCGUGGGUUUGCUUACAAACACAUCCACCAGUCUGUUAGUCUGUCUUAGUAAAGUGACGCACCGCCAUGUGCUGCCAGCAUGGGCGUGAGACACAGUUUAAAAGUCCAGCAGAGGCCGGAUACUCAAAGAGCUGAACUUUAAAGUCACACAGGUCAUGCAAAA
Molecule: messenger RNA, 1190 nt
Organism: Pundamilia nyererei
Lineage: Eukaryota; Metazoa; Chordata; Actinopteri; Cichliformes; Cichlidae
Gene: alkbh6
Product: alkB homolog 6
Exons: 2
Coding region: 71-775 (234 amino acids)
Cellular component (GO): nucleus
Source: RefSeq, a predicted model, not a curated record